AUGCAGCUAUACCGCAAGGAUCGCUUUGGCGCCCAACAGCUUUCGAGUGUGAUAUGUGAUAUGAGCUCAUUGAGCCUACCGAGCCUCCUGCAGCCUGGCCCGCUGUUCGUUGCUCUGCCCAACGUGGAUGCGCUUGAUCCCCAGCCUCCCUGCUCCAUACUGUCCGCAUCACUUCUCUCACGUCUUAAAACCUCGUUGGGAUACCUCCGAUCGGACCUUUGCGCUGAUCAAGGCCUGAGGUUAACAACCCAACUGCCUUAA
Penicillium concentricum is the source of this 261-nucleotide messenger RNA. RefSeq lists its product as uncharacterized. Lineage: Eukaryota; Fungi; Ascomycota; Eurotiomycetes; Eurotiales; Aspergillaceae. The transcript has 2 exons. The record is from RefSeq and is a predicted model, not a curated record. Bases 1 to 261 code for a protein of 86 amino acids.